GCGAGCUUUGUUUACAUGCCUCUUAAAGGGGACGCGCACCGACAGCCCCGGGGAACCUAUCCGAGACCCUCAUCAGCAUCGUCACCAUUAAAUUAUACAGCCUACUACAUAGUCUCAGGAUUUCUUCCCCAAAGUCUGACCGACCUCCGAAAAUCCCAUCUCCUCCAACAAGUCUUGCCCGAUACCCCAGGUCACAACAAUAGCUCAAGCGGCUACUUCGGAAAAAGACUCCCCAAACAACUCCCUCUCUUCAGGCUCCGGAUUCACUGAAUAACCACGAUAUCCUGGGUGCGGCACAAAACAAACAGCGGAUUCAGUUCCUACUUUCUACGGAAUGGGAUUCCGAGGAAUAUCCCAGGAGGCCCGGAGAAGACACAGAUGCUGGGGCAAGUUGAGAGGCGAAACAACGGCGGAAAACGGUUGAGCCCCGAUUGCACGUCAGGUCUCAGGAAUAGAGACUCUCAGGAUACAGGAAGCCAAAGUGUGAAACUCAGUCAUCAAAAAUACCACACGCCCCAUCGUCAGCCAGACCGAAGAGCGCGGCGCAGGGGAGUCCAGGAAGCAGGGAACUCAUUUGAGAGAAAGGGGGGCAAAAACCGAGCGGCAGGGCGUUGAGAAAGCCGGAGGCGGGAACAGCGAGAUGAUCAGGAGAUGGAUGAAGCGGCCGUGAAGCAGGGUUUCCUGUACCUUCAGCAGCAGCAAACGUUCGGAAAGAAAUGGAAGCGAUUCUGGGCCGUGCUCUACGGAGAGUCAGGCUCCUCCUCGGCCCGGCUGGAGCUGCAGGAGGGGUCCGAGAAGGCCCGCCGAGGGGAAGCAGCCCGGAAGGUCAUCCGCCUCAGUGACUGCGUCAGGGUGGUGGAGGCUGGAGGAGAGGCCGGGAGCCCUCGGGACACCAGUCCCUUCCUGUUGGAGACCACGGAGCGCCUCUCCCUGCUGGCUGCUCCCAGCGUGGAGCGCGGAGACUGGAUCCAGGCCAUCUGCCAUCUGGCCUUCCCGAUGCAGAGAGCUGAGUGGAGGGAGGCAGCCGGGCAGGAAAGCCACUCGGCACAGCUGCGGGAGUCUCCCUGCAUGGAGGAAAACUCCCUGUACAGCAGUUCAGGUGCAGCAUUGCCCUGCCAGGAGUUUGCUGUCAAGGUGCGACAGACAGAUGCGAGUGAGCGAUGCCGGCUGCGGGGAUCCUACGUCUUGCGGGCAGGGGACAGCGCCCUGGAGCUGAGGCGGGGCUCUGAACUGGGGAACCAGCUCUACACUUGGCCCUACAGAUUCCUACGGCGCUUUGGGAGGGACAAGGUGACCUUCUCCUUCGAGGCCGGACGGCGUUGUGCCUCGGGUGAGGGGAGCUUUGAGUUUGAAACCCGGAAGGGCAAUGAGAUCUUUCUGGCUCUAGAGAAGGCCAUCUCUGCCCAGAAGAACUCUGAGUCUUCUGGACCUCCGGUUCAGCCCGUUCUGAUCCCUGCCCCUCCGCGGUCCGAAAGCCCGUACUCCCGGCCCCAUGACUCCCUCCCACCCCCGUCCGCCACCCCAGUGGCCCCGCCCCAGCGCUCUCGGCCUCCAGAAGGAGACUACGCGGUGCCUUUCGAUACUGUGGCUCGAUCGCUGAUGAGCAACAGUUUCAGGGGGUUCCUGGCCAACUGUCCCCAGGCUCCCCAGCCCCCCAAGCCUUCCCAGCCCUCUCCGGCCGACCCUCUGUACGACAGCAUUGAUGAGCGUCUCCCCCUCCCCGACCACAUCUACGAUGAGCCCGAGGGCAUAGCCACGCUGACCCUGUACGACAGGCCCCAGGAGGCCCAGGGGGAAGCCUGGAGGAGGCAGGCCACUGCCGAGAGCCUUGGGGAAGAAGGCCCCCAGCUCUCCUACAAACUCAAGAGGGAGGACCAUGCCUUGCCCUCAUCGGGCAGCCACUCUGGCUGGCCCCAGAGAUCUGAAUACGAUAACGUGAUUUCCAGGAAGGGCCCACGCUGAAGGAAAGAUGGACUUGUGGGGUGGGAGUAGGCGAUGGAGGGGUGGGGACAGGUGGGAUUACAGCAGUUGCUCAGUCCUCUUGCUCAGUGGCCCCCCCCAACAUACCCUGACUCUGCUCUCUCUGAAGAGAGGUGGUCUUCCCCGGGCUGAGUCUUCUGUUCGGGAGCCCUCCCUGGAUAGGCGGAUAGCCAAAGCGGGAGAGAUAGGCCCAGGAUGCUCUCCUUUUCCUCCUCUGGCCAGCCUGUCCCUGGCAGAGCCCCAGACUUGGGUGGCUUCAGGGUACAGGCCAAAAGGGGCUUCUACAAACCAUCCUUUGCCUCGUUGCCCCGCAGCUUGUGCCCACUGAGCACACCGCUGCGGUCCAACCCAGCCUGGAGGAAGAUAGCUGCGGCUGGCAUCGGUUCUCUGGAUACCUU
Messenger RNA from Tachyglossus aculeatus (Australian echidna), 2378 nucleotides. It is a transcript of the gene DOK2, whose product is annotated as docking protein 2. The transcript is spliced from 8 exons. Gene Ontology annotation, cellular component: cytoplasm. Gene Ontology annotation, biological process: cell surface receptor protein tyrosine kinase signaling pathway; positive regulation of MAPK cascade. The record is from RefSeq and is a predicted model, not a curated record. NCBI's taxonomy places the organism in Eukaryota, Metazoa, Chordata, Mammalia, Monotremata, Tachyglossidae. The coding region runs from base 652 to 1962 and encodes 436 amino acids.